UCAGAUGUCGCAAGUAACUGCAUUCUUUUUACGACAAAACGCCCAAUCAAUUUUGAUCAAAUUACAGAUUGGUGGUCUUCCGACCGGAUGAAAUAAUAUCAACUGAUUCCGAGGACCACUAUGCAGAACCAGAAUGAGGCAGACAAAACGGUCUUUGUGGCUAAUUUAGGCAGUUCAGCAAAUGAGGAAAUUCUUUUCGAGCUAUUUUUGCAGGCUGGGCCACUGAAGAAGGUCACCAUCCCCCGAGACCGUGAGGGUCGUCAAAGGUCAUAUGGGUUUGUGUCUUACAAGCAUGCUGAAGCUGUACCCUAUGCCAUUGCCUUGCUGAACGGCACUUGGCUCUUUGGCCGUCAAAUCAGGCUGCAGUACGGCACUGGUAGCUCCUACCAGGAUGAGGGAUCUGGAAGUCAAGGCACAGAGGAUGACCGCGAUGACCCGUCACCUGACACGCCCAGUGUGAAUGCAGGUUUCCCAGAGUCCUCGGUGUUCCACUUCACAGGCCGUGCUGACGACAGCCUCCCAGGCCAGGACCAGUUCAACUGGAACAGCAUGGUGCGUGGCUACCCGUCUGAGCAGUACCCACUGAGCAUCACCCCAGCCCAGCCCCCCCACUAUGCGCCCCACUCGCCCCUGUGUCCUCCUAUUGCCCCGCUACUGCCCUGGCCUAUGCCCGGAUAUCCCAUAUGGGGGCCUACACUACGCCCCUGUCCAAGCCUGGGUCAGGCCUCUCUGCCUCCUCUGCCCCCCAGCUCCACCAAGUCGGUCAAGCAGGCAGCUCACCAGCGAGAAGGACCCAAUGAACAGACAGCCGAGCCAGAAGACCUGGAGCCUGCAAAGCCGCGCAAACACAGGAGAAGCAGGGAGAGGAGACACAGAGUCCAGAGGCACAGGAACAGAUGCAAAAAGUGAGCAUCAGCACGAAUGAACAGUUCAAGAGUAUCCGUUCAUACAAGCUUAAAUGUCUAGCGUAUUUUCAAGAUCCAAAUAUACUAACAGAUCGCCCACAAGCUGUGUGGCUGCUGUGAAAGAUGGUCUUUUUCUCAGCUGAGGCUUUACAACCGCACAAACAGUGUAAAACCAUGGAAGACCACCUGCUCUUGAAUAUAGCCCACAGUAUGCCUUACCAUAUCUGUUUAAGCAGUUUUGUUUAAUUUGCUCUUAAGAGUUUUUCUGUCUGAUAGUCCAGUGUGUUUACACCAAAUAAAUUGCACAUUUCCUGAAGGAA
Molecule: messenger RNA, 1225 nt
Organism: Esox lucius (northern pike)
Lineage: Eukaryota; Metazoa; Chordata; Actinopteri; Esociformes; Esocidae
Gene: rbm11
Product: RNA binding motif protein 11
Exons: 5
Coding region: 121-909 (262 amino acids)
Biological process (GO): regulation of alternative mRNA splicing, via spliceosome
Cellular component (GO): nucleus
Molecular function (GO): single-stranded RNA binding
Source: RefSeq, a predicted model, not a curated record